Cylas formicarius (sweet potato weevil) is the source of this 2269-nucleotide messenger RNA. RefSeq names its product SET and MYND domain-containing protein 4-like. The transcript is spliced from 11 exons. The record is from RefSeq and is a predicted model, not a curated record. The coding region runs from base 38 to 2245 and encodes 735 amino acids. Lineage: Eukaryota; Metazoa; Arthropoda; Insecta; Coleoptera; Brentidae. Gene Ontology annotation, molecular function: protein binding.
ACGAUUACGUAAUUAUUCGGCGUUAUGCUACAUUCGCAUGUUUCCAUAUGUGGGCGUAACUAAUAUCCGACUAGACAGUAAAAGCAUUGAUACAAAAGAAAUGGAUUGCUUGUUAGCGUAUUACACUGAGAAAUUUACGAAAAUCGACGGGAAUAUAUUCGAAGUAUUUACAAAGUUUUACAACCUUGAUUUAUCCCCUGUAGAUUCCUGGCUGGAAAGCCAAUUUAAAAACAAAGUCGAGAAAGAUGACCAGUUAUCAACUUUUUACAGGCAAGAGGGUAACAAACAUUAUGCCCGUAAAGAUCUGGUGAAAAGUCUAGAGUUUUACACCAAAAGUUUAUGUUGUGCCACUCCUAAUGGUCGGGAGUAUGGGCUAGCAUUGGCAAAUAGAUCUGCUGUUUCCUUUGAAAUGAAGGAAUAUGAGAACUGUUUGAGAGACAUCGACUUGUGCUUCAAUACCAAUUACCCGAGAGAUCUUAAACCAAAAAUAUUUCUGAGAAAGGCAGAUUGCUAUUUUGAAAUUGGUCAGAAAGAAAAUUUGGACAAGUGCAUAAUGGAAGCGUUAAAAUUUCUGUCUGCAGAAAAUGUUCCAGAUAGAGAUAAGCACCGUUCAAAAUUAGAACAGAUCGGAAAAGCCAAAAUUAAAAUGAAACUCAUAGAAAGUUACAGGGAAUGCUCAAAUGAUUUGCCAGAAUUUGAUGAAGGGGAAAAUGAACACUUCUCUUCUGCAUCUAGUAAGCUUAAGAUGAGUUAUGAUAAAGCUAGAGGGCGACAUGUAAUCGCGAAAAAAAAUAUACGGAAAGGUGAUGUCUUAUUUAUAGAAAAAGCCUUCAUUUUCGCGCCAGUGUUUAAGGAAAACAACAAACAGUUUUAUUCCUUUAAAUGUUACAAUUGCUUGAAAGAUAUAAUCAGCAGCAUACCAUGUCGACAAUGUACGUUGUGUGUUUAUUGCAAUGAAAAAUGUCGGUUGUCAUCUUGGAACGAUGGUCAUAAAUGGGAAUGCGAAGGCAUGCGGGCCAAUAUAUGGUACGAUUUGGGAAUCGGCUUUCCCGCUUUCAAAGCUGUCCUCAAAGGGGUCAAAUCUGGGUUUAAAAACGUCAAGGGAGGAUAUGAAGAAGACCUGAAGCAUUUUGGAGAUAAAAUUGACAAUUACCCUUAUUUUAAUCGCCUAGUUUCCAAUAUUUAUAAGAGCAAGAACGCUGCUCCUUACAUAGUGAUGGCAGCCAUUGUGGUCACCUAUUUAAAAAAGUACACAGACUUUUUCACUUGGUUCCUCAAGCAGCAAAAUUGUCCCAAGGAUGACUUUAACAACCUCAUCAAAUAUGUGGGCGGACUUAUUACUAAACACAUAGCCCAGUUGUCUUGCAAUUCGAGCAUCAUUGAACACUGGACAUACUCUUCCACCGAUGUGCUGUUUCCCGACAUAUUGAUAACCACGGCAUGUGGAAUAUUCCCCUCCGUUAGUAUAAUGAAUCACUCGUGCCGGCCCAACGUUACAAACUUUUUCAUCUGUGAUACGAUGGUGGUAAAAGCGUUAGAAGAUAUCAGAGAAAACGAUGAAGUUUUCAAUUGUUAUGGGAUCGACUACAGGGGGAUGAAUCGGGAGCAGCGACAAAUCGCUUGCCGCAGUUUGUAUCAUUUCGAGUGUAAAUGUGUGAUUUGCAGUGACCAGUCCAAGGAAGUGGACAUGUUGGACAGCUACCUGUGUCCCAAAUGCAAAGGUCUCGUGCCCGAGAUACCAAACACGUUCUUUAGUUUUUGUGUUAAUUGCGGCGACGAGUACUCGCUGAGGCCCUUCAGGAAAAUCAAUGAAGAGGCCAGAAAGUACCUGGAGAGCAGCGAUACAAAUCAGCUCGAAUUGUUGAUAAAAAGUCUUAAAAUCAGGGAGAAAAUUCUUUACAAGCAUCACAAAGACUUUGAGGAAGUCUAUUACCGGUUGUACAGUUAUUAUGUGGAGAUAGGCGACGCGGAGAAUAUGUUCAAGUAUUUUCACGCGUGGUUGGAGAAUGAAAAGGCGAGGAGAGGCGCGAAUUCUCGAGGCAUCGGGACGAAACUUUACGAAGCCGCGUUGGCCAUAUUGCAUUGUCUGCAGAGCGGACACCCCAAGAACUGCACUAAUUUGAAGGCGUUUUUGCAAAACGUCGAGCAUAUGAUACGAGAAGCCAAGGUGGUUCUGAAUUUGUAUUAUCCCGCUUAUAUAACAAAUAGACUGAGUAGAAAGAUACAGUUUAUAUCGAAUAAGUGAUUUUUUUAACGGAAUAAAAGUUUA